Messenger RNA from Pangasianodon hypophthalmus (striped catfish), 1773 nucleotides. RefSeq names its product nucleolar and spindle-associated protein 1. NCBI's taxonomy places the organism in Eukaryota, Metazoa, Chordata, Actinopteri, Siluriformes, Pangasiidae. The transcript is spliced from 12 exons. Gene Ontology annotation, molecular function: microtubule binding. Gene Ontology annotation, biological process: establishment of mitotic spindle localization; mitotic cytokinesis; mitotic chromosome condensation. Gene Ontology annotation, cellular component: microtubule; nucleolus; mitotic spindle. The record is from RefSeq and is a predicted model, not a curated record. The coding region runs from base 148 to 1488 and encodes 446 amino acids.
AAUUUUUUCAACAAUCGGGCGCGUGGAAGAGAGUGGCGUGAACAGCUAAACUGGAACUGUACAAAAAAAAAACACGGACGGUCCAGUUAAACUUGUACGAUUGUGUUUUUUAACUCGGUAAUUUCUUCCAGUUUUUCCUCCGUGAAGAUGGAUUUAGACUCCAUGAAGUAUGCAGACCUGCAGCAGCUCGCCAAGAGCGUUGGUUUAAAAGCUAACGUGAAGGCGGAUAAGCUGCUGAAGGCGCUGAAGUGGCAUUUUGAACAGAAAGAGAGCUUGGAGAAUGGAAACGGUGUCACCCCGGAAGACGCGCAGGUCCCAGAGGAGGAAGCAGCCAAGCUGGAACCCGUAAACGACGCGCUGGUGACCACGCGCCGCGGAAAAAAACAGCAGGCCAAGAGAAAGUACUCUGGAGACGGAGCUGAUCCGAAUCCCAAACCGGAAGAAAGCCCAGUUCAGGAUGAUGCAAAGUCGCCUGGAGAGGAGGAGGACGGAGAUAAAAGGAGCUCCAAGAGGAGGAAGGUGUCAUCAGCUAAGGACACAGAAACUCCAGCUCCUGAGAAGAAACCCGAGUCUGCUGACGAUGAUGCUGUCGCUGAGGAGAGCGAUAAAGAUGUGGUUAAGAAGACUGGCGGAAAAAUCCCUCGUCACGAGGGUCUGAUGAAGAAGAAAGCAGCUCUGAGGCCGACCACGCCGAACUUCAAGAAACUCCAUGAGGCACACUUCAACAAGAUGGAGUCCAUCGAUUCCUACCUGCAGAGGAGGAACAAGCAGAUGGAGGUGCUCAGGGCCUCAGUGAAGGACCUGAAGGCUCAGUCAGAAAACGGUAUCAAGAAGUCAGCGGACACCAAGACUCGUGCUAAGCCGCCGCUCAGCCGAGCCUCACUGUUCAGCCCGGGAAUGCCGGAGAAGAAAGCGGAGAAGAAAGCGGAGAAGCGCAGGGUCACUCAGGCUCCCGCUGGCAAGCCAGCGAUGAAGGACAGCGCCCCCUUCAGGCCGACUGUCCUCUCAGCCAACAAAAUCAACGUCAGGUUUUCCCAAACGACGCAGGACAACGAGCACAAGCGCUCUCUGGUGAAGACUCCGGCCCGCAUGUCUCCCAUGCUUCCUCUCACUCCCACUCCGGCCAGGAAGUCUGAAGUGCACGCUAACAGGAACGCCGUUCCUGCCAACAAAACUCCAGGAUUGACUCCGUUCGUCUUCAGCGGCGCCUCGGGCACUCCUGGGACCAACAAGAAAAACACCUUCGAUCUGAAAGCGAGCCUCUCUCGCCCGCUCACGUACAAACCCCAUAAGGGAAAGCUGAAGCCUUUUGGAGCGACGCAGGAAAACGCAGAGCUGAACAAGGCUCAAACGCUUCCUUCUCACCAGAAGAACUACAAACAGCACCAAGUGCAGACGCGAGACGAGCGGCGCGUUAAGCACAAGCAGGACAGGAGGCAGAAGAAGGAGAAGAUGCUCGAUGCCAGACGUGGACUGGUUAUGGCUUAGCGUUCUUGCUUUCUUUGUUUUUAUAGAAGAUUUUCAAACUGUAGCUACAUGCACUUUUUUUUUUUUUUUUUUUUUUAGCUUGUGUGUCUGUCUUUUGUAAGUGUUUGACGUGUGUGAGUGUAUUGCCAUCGCCUCGUUUUAAGAGAAAAAAAAAACUUCACACCCAUCUAUUUGUAUAUAGACCUGUCAUGAUGGAGGAAUGCAUUUUAUUGUUGGGGAAAAACAUUGUCGUCGAAGUUUAAGCUUUUUUAAUUUACUAUUAAACAGAAGUUGUGUAUUUUUUUU